This is a messenger RNA of Tachysurus vachellii, 1029 nucleotides long. Its product is annotated as opsin-5-like. The transcript has 4 exons. Gene Ontology annotation, molecular function: G protein-coupled receptor activity. Gene Ontology annotation, cellular component: membrane. NCBI's taxonomy places the organism in Eukaryota, Metazoa, Chordata, Actinopteri, Siluriformes, Bagridae. The record is from RefSeq and is a predicted model, not a curated record. The coding region runs from base 1 to 1029 and encodes 342 amino acids. Gene Ontology annotation, biological process: G protein-coupled receptor signaling pathway.
AUGGAUAUUUAUUCUUCCAAACUUUCUCCUGCGGUGGAUUAUGGAGCCGGUUCCUUUCUGCUGCUGAUAGCAAUUUUGUCCAUUGUGGGGAAUCUCCUGGUCCUUUUCAUGGCAUAUAAGAGAUCAUCUCAGAUGAAGCCCACAGAGCUCCUCAGCGUGAAUCUGGCAGUGACAGAUCUUGGUGCAGCAGUGUCUAUGUACCCUCUGUCUGUAGCUUCAUCGUGGAACCAUUCCUGGUUAGGGGGUGAUGCCACCUGUAUUUACUAUGGCUGGAUGGGGUUCUUCUUUGGAGUAGCCAGCGUAGCAACCCUGACAAUCAUGGCUAUAGUGCGCUUCUCUGCAUCUAGAACGCUACAGUCUCAGUCGGAGAAAAUUAAUAAAAGGACGGUGCAGAUGCUUUUGGCAGGCACGUGGCUAUAUGCAUUCUUAUGGGCUAUAUUUCCAUUGAUCGGUUGGGGCAUGUAUGGCCCUGAGCCCUUCGGCCUGUCCUGCACACUGGCCUGGGCAGAAAUGAAGGAGCACAGCCCAUCCUUUGUUAUCAGCAUGUUUACUAUGAACCUGGCCAUCCCAGCCAUCAUCAUCGUUUGCUGCUACUUUGGCAUCACCCUCCAACUCCACUUCUCCUACAAGUCUCUACAGAAUGUCAUCAUCAUCCAGAAAAAAGUUAAAAUGCAGCGCCGACUCAUGUUGAUUGCUAUUCUAAUCAGCGCUGGUUUCAUUGGUUGUUGGACUCCCUAUGGGAUAGUGAGUUUAUGGUCGAUCUACUCAACUUCUCCCAUCACUCCCUUUGUCAGUAUGUUGCCCUGCCUCUUUGCCAAGACUUCCACUGUGUACAACCCACUAAUCUAUUACACCUUUAGCAAGUCUUUUAAAAAGGAGGUGAAUCAGUUUCUAAAGGCAUGCAAUAAAGCCCAGGCAAGUCAUGGCUCUAAGUCAAAUAACCUCACAGAGAAUAAAAUCUACAUGGUGUGUGAAGAAACCACAGUCAAAGAAGAGCUACAGAUGGAGCAGUUGGUUGAAAAGCACUGA